ACCCAAAAAAAAAAAUACAAAAAAACACAAGAAAAAAAACUGAAAAAGCCUCCACUUUUUGUUGAAUAAAAAUAAUAUCUGCGGCUAGUGUCUAGAUAUUUUUUUUUGUAUUACAUAAAACUAUAAUUAGUAAAGCAUGCAUUUUUAAUAUAUAUGUCAGAUUGUUUGGCGUUUUCCAAAUAUAAUUCCCGUUGAAAAAUUAAAUGAAAUAAUUUCAAAUUUACUAUUAUGAAGGCACCGGCAGCCCCAACUAUUAUUGAAGAAAUCGAUUUAAUUGAUUCCGGUGACGAUGAUUGUGGUAGUUUGGCCAGCAGUUCAACGGCUAAUACAUCUAGAAGUGCAACUCCAACUAACCGUAGUAGAAAACUUAAAAAACGAAAAGCUUCUUCAAAAGUAGUAAAACCACCGUAUAAGUAUUCGUUUCAUUUGAAGGAAGAUCAUAAUCAGCCAAUUUUUGGAGCCCAAUUUCAUCAUGGUAUUAAAAAUAAAAAUAUUUUCGCCUCAGUUGGUUCCAAUCGUAUUUCGGUGUACGAGUGUUUACCUAAUGGACAAAUUACUUUAUUGCAAUCAUAUUCCGAUCCCGACACAGAUGAAAUUUAUUAUACUUGUGCGUGGUCCACGGAACCAGAUGAAAGUAAAACCAGUCGUCCUAUAUUAGCAGCAGGUGGAUUACGAGGUGUUAUCAGAGUAUUUUGCUUAAAAAUGCAAACUUGUACUAAACAUUUUAUUGGUCAUGGACAUGCAAUAAAUGAAUUAAAGUUCCAUCCAAAGUUAGCACAUAUUCUUUUAUCUGGUAGUAAAGAUCAUUCUUUACGUUUGUGGAAUAUUAAGACUGGAAUAUGUGUAGCUAUUUUCGGUGGUGUUGAGGGCCACCGAGAUGAAGUGCUUGGUGCCGACUUUGAUUUGAAAGGUGGGAAAAUUAUAUCUUGCGGAAUGGAUCAUUCGUUGAAAUUGUGGAGAUUAGAUAAACCAGGAAUUAAAGAAGCAAUAACAAAUAGUUCUAAUAUUGACUAUACGAAAAAUUACGGACUUUUUCCAACGAUUAAAGAACAUUUUCCUGAUUUUUCAACCCGAGAUAUUCAUCGCAAUUAUGUUGAUUGUGUUUUCUGGCUGGGAGAUUACAUAUUGUCAAAAUCAUGUGAAAACUCUAUUGUUUGCUGGAAGAUUGGUAGUAAUAUGGAAGAAACGGAAGUAAAACCGAAAGAUAACAGAACCACAAUUAUACACAGAUUUAAUUUUAAAGAAUGUGACAUAUGGUUUGUUCGUUUUGGUAUGGAUUAUUGGCGUCGUAUAAUGGCUUUGGGCUCACAAAAUGGUAAAGUUUUUAUAUGGGAAUUAGACCCCACUGAUGUGAAUUUAACAAAAUGUAGCACAUUGAGUCAUCAGAAAUGUACCUCAACUAUUCGACAAACUGCCUUUUCAAGGGAUGCUCAAAUUUUAAUUUGUAUAUGUGAUGACGGUAGCAUAUGGAGAUGGGACAAAGUUUUGUGAAUUGUAACUUGUAUUCUAAGUUUUAUAUUUUUUUUAUAAUUCAAAUAUACAUAUUCUGCAUCAGAUCAUUUAAAUUAUCAAUGUUGUCUUGUAAAUUUUCAUUAUUCCCACUUUUUGGUUAC
Condylostylus longicornis is the source of this 1613-nucleotide messenger RNA. It is a transcript of the gene escl, whose product is annotated as polycomb protein esc. Bases 229 to 1491 code for a protein of 420 amino acids. The transcript has a single exon. Gene Ontology annotation, cellular component: ESC/E(Z) complex. NCBI's taxonomy places the organism in Eukaryota, Metazoa, Arthropoda, Insecta, Diptera, Dolichopodidae. Gene Ontology annotation, molecular function: protein binding; nucleosome binding. The record is from RefSeq and is a predicted model, not a curated record. Gene Ontology annotation, biological process: negative regulation of transcription by RNA polymerase II.